Bombus terrestris (buff-tailed bumblebee) is the source of this 5137-nucleotide messenger RNA. Its product is annotated as balbiani ring protein 3. NCBI's taxonomy places the organism in Eukaryota, Metazoa, Arthropoda, Insecta, Hymenoptera, Apidae. The record is from RefSeq and is a predicted model, not a curated record. The coding region runs from base 358 to 2355 and encodes 665 amino acids. Gene Ontology annotation, molecular function: chitin binding. Gene Ontology annotation, cellular component: extracellular region. The transcript is spliced from 2 exons.
AGAAUUAACCGCUUCGAAUUUCUUGGUAGUUUGAAUACGCUACUCAGAGCUUAAUCCUUCGAGAUGCUUAUAUUUCCUGUAUUGUAAACAAUUAUUACACAAUCUAGCUACACUUACCUCAUGGGUCACCUACAUACGUAGAUUUCGAAAUGUUAUCGCUUGUAAAUAACUUAAUUUUCAUUCUUAAGAGAUAGCGUCAUGUGAUACGCUAAACAAAAGGAAUUGAUGCAAGUUAUCAGGUCGAUAAUUCGAUAAGUUUGCUAUAAAAGACUAAUACUCUAUUUUAAAAGUGCCAGUUCUUUUGAAAAAGUGAUCAUAAAAGAGUGCGUUAUUUUCGUAUUUAAGAUUGCGUAAAGAAUGAGAAUAAAAUUUGUUGGAAUGAAAUAUUUACUAUUACUGAUCAUUGCCCUUUUGGCAGUGACGGGGAACGCUUUUGCCGCAAUACACGAAAUUCCAACAAAAUGCCCAGAAUCUUCAGGCAAAACCGUACAGCUCGCUCACGAACACGAUUGUACCAAGUUUUACGUGUGUUCCAAUGGGCAGAAACAACUCUGGAAUUGCGCAGAAUUUUCCCCAAGACAGAAGCUACAUUUCGACCCUGAACUUCAAAAUUGUACUUUCCCCUGGGAGGCAAAUUGCGCGUCGAGAGCACCGGAUUGUUCAAGGGAGGAAUUUAUACAACCUCAUCCCUCCAACUGCAGAUCAUAUUACAAAUGCGAGAACGGGAAAAAAGUCCUAAAAAUGUGUGACGAGGGACAGCUGUUUAAUUUCGACUCUUUAGAAUGCGUAGACAAAAAUGCCACCAAGUGUAAAGUUUAUGAUUCAUGUCCAACGGGUAAAUUGUUGGAGGCUGUACUUCUCCCACACGAAUGUAAUCACAAAUACAAAUCUCUGUAUUACGAAUGUGUCGAUGGGCAAUACGUUGAAAGAGAAUGCGCGUCGGGUCAAGUGUUCAAUAAUAGACGCAGACAAUGCGUGUCUGACGUCUAUUGUCCUGAAAACGGUACUAAAUAUAUUCCUGACAAGACGGAUUGCACUUUGUAUUACGAAUGUGUGAAUGGUGUUAAAACACAGAAAACGUGCGAAGAUGGAUUAUCUUUCAACGAAAUGAAAGGUAUGUGUACUUGGCCACCGGGUAGCGAAUGUUCUUUGAACUUGUUCAAACAAACCGAGUCGGCUACAUCUUUUUUACUUGACGCAACCAAGGAAAAUAUCAUGCUGAAAUGUCCAGCGAAUGGAAAUGCGUUCGUGCCUCACGAACGCUCUUGCACCAAAUAUUACGCUUGCGUGGACGGACGUCAGUUUAUUGAAAAUUGUCCGGACGGUAUGAUAUACGACUAUAUUAGAAAAGUUUGCGAUGCUCCGUAUGCUGCCGUAUGUAAGAAUGUAAUGACUCAUUACGAGAUUCAAUUGCGAGGUAUAGAUUCAAAUUGUCAUUAUUCGAAUGAUUGUCCAGCAUACGGUAGUAAACGCUUUAAACAUGAAAAAGAUUGCAGGUUGUAUUACGAUUGUAAAAAUGGUUACAAAUGUCUUCGGUCGUGUUUUAAAGAAUACGUCUUCAAUCCAUUAAUCGAAUCGUGUGAUAUACCAAAGAAUAACCCUGAUUGCUUAACUUCAGGCGGCUCUGAUCCAUCAGAAAACGAGUGUGAUUGUGGUUGUAAGAAUUGGAUUCGCCGUUUCCCUAAUCCCAAAAAUUGCUCUCUAUAUUACGAGUGUGAAAAUGGUAAGAAAGUGUCGAAGGAAUGCGCUCCGAAUCUUCAAUACAAUCGUGAUAGUCAGAGUUGUACCUAUCCAAAAGAUGCAAAAUGCAGCAUCCCCGGUUGCGAAGAAGGAAAGUUUUAUCAUCAUGACUAUGAAUGCAAUAAAUAUUACGUAUGUCGCCACGGUGAGAAAAAACCGCAGUACUGUUCAUCUGGGCAAAAAUUUGAUUGGGUAGAUUUGGAAUGCAAGCCAUCAGACAGGGUUCGCUGUUAUCCCGAAGGGAUUGUGGAUGGCUGCGAAGGCAAAUGUUCCUCAACAGAUACCACGUUGCCCCACGAAAAUUGCCGCAAGUAUUGUAAAUGCGAAAAUGGAAACUCCAUGGUUGAAAUUUGUCCUAACAAACAAUUUUACGAUCGGGAAACACACAAAUGCGAGUGGCCAGAAAAUCUGCAUAACGUGUCAUGCGAACCUUUCCCGUGCUGGCUUAAUUCUAUGGGAACCAAUAUUCCACAUAAAUGCCACUGUGACAAAUACUACAGAUGCAGAGACGGAAUGAAAUAUCUCGUAUUCUGCAAGGACGGAAAAUACUUUGACUAUGAACAAGAAAGAUGCGUUGACAGUGCAGAAGCUCACUGCUACGCGAAUAGACCAUGAGAUGUUGGGGAAUGCGACGAAAUCUAUUUGACUGACGCAACAACAACUUCGUUCACGAAGAUUGCACAAAAUACUGUAGGUGAGAGGGUACGAACGUGAUUCUCGGGCAAAGACCUCCCAAAGAUCUCUAUUACGAUAAAAUAUUUAGAGAAUGUACUUGACCUGAAUAUGUAAAUUUACUGUCGGACUGCAUAUCGUUUGAUUGUACCAGUGAUGCUGAUAGUAUAAUGCCUCAUGAAUAUGUAAUGUACGGUUUACUAUAAAUGUGAAAAAGGAUCAAAAUAUCGUGAGUAACGCAACGAUGGAUUUUGCUUUGAUCAUGUACUCGGAAAGUGUGCGAAUCCUCGUUGUUAUCAUAAAUAUUCGAACGAUCAACAUGAAGGACAUCGCCCGAAAUAGAAUUCUUACAAUACUGCGUAUUGUUUAGUGGUUGGAAACAUUAAUUUGAUUUAUCAAAUCAAUGCUAUCUAUCUCCUUAUCAUUAUUGACAUUAUUCAUUGUUAUUAUCAAUACUUUAUUUUGUAAACUUAUUUUGAUUUCUAAAAUAAUCGAUUUCCAAAGACAUUAGCAUACAACAGUACACAACUAAUAUAAACCGAAAAUAUCACGUGAAAUAUGAAAGAUCUGAUCGUAGAAAAUAAAAUGGAAAUAAAAGUUGUGUUAUAUCGCACUGUAUUCUGUGAAUUUCAUAGUUUUCAUAAUGACGAAACGUUUCCAGCUGUCGAUAGCUUAAAAUUGAAUAUCGAAAUCUACCUUAUCGGUGGAAUAUAUUUUCUUCACUCAUAAGUAAAAUUUAUUCACAAAAGAUAAUCCUUUGGUAUUUCACUGGCGUAUAAAUGUACAAGUAAUAUCGCGAUAUCAAAUUUCUUCACGAAUCGUAAGUUUGAAACACGAUCUAAUAAUUUCGAUUUUGUCGAUAUAUCAACGGCGAUGUUGACAUUUUAUGUCAAAUUAUUUGUAAAAUAUUAAAAGAGACAUAUCUUCGCAUCAUUCCGUUAACGUAAUACAGAGAUUGUAUUGCAAAUAUAAACUGCUCAAGUUAGUGAUAUCGAAAUUUAUAUACACGGCUAUUGGUUUGAUCGAAAGGAACGAAUUUGAAAUUAUCGAUCGAAAUAGAACAAUUUUUAUAGUAAUCUUAUUGACCGAUCGAUUGAAUCGAAUUGAAUUGAAGAAGUUAAUUUUAAAAUAUCGAAGUUCCGUCGAAUUUCGUUAAUGGUGCCUGAAAUAAGGAACAAAUAUUCCUAGAUCUUUGCAAUAGCAGGCGGUACCUGUUUGGCUUUAAAUCUCUCGUUCUUCCUCUAUUAUUUAAACAAUAUUUUCUUCCAACGAAAGUUAUGUACAUUUUAUCGAAACGCUCGUUGGUAUUUAGUUUCUUAAUGAAAAUUAAAAAUUAACUAAUGUAUGUCAAAGGUAUAAAGAACAAUGUCACAAGAAUAACGUUUUAUCGCGACGUAUGUAUACUUUAGUGUAGACAGAAUUUCCACGAAAAACGACAUCAAAAUUAUUUUGAAUUCUUAUCUAUAGGAAUAGUUUCGCUUGGGGAUUCUCGUUAUCUACAGGAAUUUAUCAUAAAUCUUAUCGAUUGAUUGGAGUAAACCGAUUUCAAAACUGAUUUUAAAACUAUUUAACUGAAAAAUUCGUUAUACUAUUGUAGCUUAAAAUAAACGCUCUUAUUGUUCUAAAAAUAUAUUUCUCAAUAUAUCCACCAUAUGGUUACUCACAGAAAAAGCUGUUAACGUCAGAAUGUGCACCCCCUGAAACCAUUCAACUUCCAUCGAAUUCGCUGCGAAUGUAAUAACGACAAAAAUUAAGAUGAUAAUUUCAGGCGAGACACCAUAUAUAUACAAUAUCAACGAUCAUUUGCCAGUUAUUUAUAAUAUUCAAAUAUGUUUUUUUUUUUUUAACCAUGUCAUGGGAUUUUGCUUAGAGAUUCGUAGUCGUAUAUUAUCGAGUGGCUAGAUUGCUAUCGCUUAUGUAUAUAUUUUGGUCAAAUUCACAUCACAACGGUUUAACAUGUGAAAACAAUUGUAAUUAGUUCAGAUAUAUACGAUUCCACGAUCGAGUACUGCGUCGUAAUCUCGUAAAGGAUUUUACCGAUUUCGUGCGAUAUUUUUGUUUCUCUACUCUAUAUGAAUAAAUACAAUGAAAAGGAAAAAUAAACGCAAAUGUUAUUUAACUCAGUAAAAUCGUGAUUUUAUUUGUUUAUCUAACUAACAUCUUCGUUAUAAUCAGUUACUAGCACGCUCAGACGUUAUUUUAUUUCAUAAUUAUUUCCAUGCCUGUAACCACCUCUGAUAUUACAUUAUUUGAAAUAUUAUUUCAAAUAACAUGUUAUUUUAUUUUAUAACUAUUUGAAAUAAUUGUGAAAUUGUUCUUUGAAAUAAUAUCAGGCGACCUAUUCAUCAGGUAUACCUUCUACGCUCAGUUCUCAUUAAUGCGAUCAUGUCAGCAAAGCAUUAUCACGAAGAUGUUAUUAGCCCUAUUGAGAAAUCAUAGGUAAAUGAAGGUUACGAGUUUGAAAGAGGCGAAGAUGAUACAGCUAACAAUUCCACGUGUGUUAUACAAAGAUAAGAGGAAAUCACUGAACUGACCUUUUAAUUGGCAAGAUACCGUUUGGUAAGAGACCCUUUUCUGAAAAAUAACAAGCCUCUUUCAUCUGCCGCACCAGUGGAGCGGUUAUUUUCUCUUGCAACAAUAUUAGAUGGGCCCAGGCAAAGAUCUGUCAUGGAUGAACUUUUUGAAGAGAGAAGUUUGCUUACGGCAAAUUGCUGCAAAGAUUUCU